AUGACUGCAUUCUACCUUGCAGCAUAUAGCUACACCACAGUAGAGUGUGAUACAUACUUGGCAGAAAUACAAUCGAUGCAUCCUCAGAUUCAUUUGACAUUGAUGGAAGCAAGACCGGAAAAGUGGUCACGUGUAUAUUGUCCAAGAAGAAGAUAUUCUAUGAUGACCAUCAACAUUGCCGAGUCUCUCAAUAAAUGCAUGAUGAAAGCACAUUGGUUGCCUAUAACAAUUGCACGUGAAUUUCUAAGACAUAUGCUUCAAAAAUGGUUUAGUGAUAGGCGUGCUGCAGCUACCAGACUCGAAACCAUUGUGACCUCCCCUACAGUGGCACAUGUCAACUUGGCGCAUGCCAAAACAUUAGACCGAGGAUGUCGUGUAGUUCCUGUAAUACAAGGGAACAAAUAUCUCGUGCAACAUGCAAAGAAAGGCGAUGGGAUAGUUGACAUUGUUGCGAGUAUAUGCAGUUGUCGCAAGUGGGACAUUGAUCAAAUGCCAUGUCUUUAUGCAAUUGCUGCUAGUAGGUAUCAUGAUUGGGUUAGACGCGCAUAUGCAUCUCCCAUCAAUCCUCUUCCUGACAAGUCCACUUGGGUUCUUCCAGCGUACGUCAAACAAAUGGUUAUACUCCCACCCAUAUAA
Messenger RNA from Diospyros lotus (date-plum), 636 nucleotides. RefSeq lists its product as uncharacterized. NCBI's taxonomy places the organism in Eukaryota, Viridiplantae, Streptophyta, Magnoliopsida, Ericales, Ebenaceae. The transcript is spliced from 2 exons. The record is from RefSeq and is a predicted model, not a curated record. The coding region runs from base 1 to 636 and encodes 211 amino acids.